Molecule: messenger RNA, 1598 nt
Organism: Puma concolor (puma)
Lineage: Eukaryota; Metazoa; Chordata; Mammalia; Carnivora; Felidae
Source: RefSeq, a predicted model, not a curated record
AGUCUGCUCUACUCUCCCCUUUGCAUUGCCUUCACAUAUCACUUCAAGGAAUAGUGACUAGGCUUAAAAAUUCCACGGAUAAUCCAAAUAAAUCUGUUCAAUUUGGCAUCUAUCAACAGGUUAUUUGAAUUUCAAAUAGAGGAGCAGACAUGCCACCCCCAGCAGGUGCCCCACUGCAUCCACCUCCUGAUGGAGGAUGGGGCUGGGUAGUGGUUGGAGCAUCUUUUAUCUCCAUUGGAUUUUCAUAUGCGUUCCCCAAAGCAGUCACGGUGUUCUUCAAAGAAAUUCAGCAAAUAUUCAACGCUACCUACAGUGAGAUAGCCUGGAUAUCAUCCAUUAUGCUGGCUGUUAUGUAUGCAGGAGGUCCCAUAAGUAGUGUUCUGGUGAAUAAAUAUGGUAGCCGACCAGUAGUGAUGAUAGGAGGUUUAUUAUGCUGCUUGGGAAUGGUCACAGCCUCUUUUAGUACCAGCGUAAUAGAGCUCUACCUCACUGUGGGAUUCAUUACCGGUUUAGGUUUAGCGUUCAACCUGCAACCUGCCCUAACAAUCAUUGGCAAAUACUUCUACAAGAAACGACCCAUGGCUAAUGGCCUCGCCAUGGCAGGAAGUCCUGUUUUCUUAAGCACAUUGGCUCCUUUCAAUCAGUACCUUUUUAAUACUUUUGGUUGGAAAGGAAGUUUUUUGAUUUUAGGAGGCUUAUUGUUGAAUGCUUGUGUGGCUGGAUCGCUCAUGAGACCCGUUGAACCCAAACAAGCUACGAAGAAGUCUAAAAAUAAGAUUGGAAUAAGAGAGAAUGACCCAGAUGUGAAGAAAAGCCAUAGGAAGAAAUCAAGAUGGGAAAGAGUUAAUAAGUAUUUAGAUUUCUCCCUUUUUAAGCAUAGGGGAUUUCUGAUAUACUUAUCUGGAAACGUCAUUAUGUUUCUAGGGUUUUUUGCCCCCAUUAUAUUCUUGGCUCCAUAUGCCAAAGACAAGGGAAUUGAUGAGUAUUCUGCAGCUUUCUUGCUGUCUGUUAUGGCUUUUGUUGAUAUGUUUGCUAGACCUUGUGGAGGAAUCAUUGCAAACUCCAAAUUUAUCCGACCCCGAAUCCAGUACUUCUUCAGUUUUGCAGUCAUGUUCAACGGAGUGUGUCAUCUCCUGUGCCCGUUGGCAGAGGACUACACAAGCCUGGUGUUGUAUGCUGUGUUUUUUGGUCUCGGAUUUGGGAGUGUUAGCAGUGUCCUCUUUGAAACGCUCAUGGACCUGGUUGGCCCUCAGAGGUUUUCCAGCGCUGUGGGACUUGUCACAGUGGUGGAGUGUUGCCCUGUUCUUCUUGGCCCUCCUCUUGCUGGUAAAUUGGUGGAUCAAACUGGACAAUAUAAAUACAUGUAUAUCGCCUGUGGAGCUAUUGUGUUCCUAUCAAGUGUGUGGCUACUUAUCGGCAAUGCUAUAAACUACAGAUUGCUUGCAAAGGAAAAGAAGCUGGGAGAAGCAAGGAAGAAGAAAAUGAGUUCGCCUGAGUCCAAAGAAUCUGAACCUUUGAACAAAUCUAAACAUCAUGAUGUCAGCAUCAAAAGUACAAGAACAGAGAAUAAUCCCUCAGAAAGAGAAACUAAUAUUUAA